UGACCACAUCAGAGCAACGGGAGCCACGCGCCCCUCCCCUUGCGUCACUGUACAUGGCCAGGGCACAGUACCUGACUAUGUUGCGCAUCGCUUUUCUUGCAUGCUCUGUCGGAACGUUCCCCUAGUCCACCGGCUGGCCUUCUCCAUCAGACUUCGCCCAGUCAUCACUGCCAUCCCCUCUGGGUCUGAUUCGAGCUCCCAGCCAUGUCGUCGGUGGCUUUGGGACUCUGCUCAGUCUCGUCCGAGACAGGCUGAGAAUUUGUUUCCUUUCGGCUUGCUUUGAAUCGCAUCUCGGCUUCAUAACGUCAUCCCAAGCCUCACCGUGCCGUCCCUGGUUGAUGUUUUUCAACAAUGUCAAAUAAUGGAUCCACAAGAUUGACAGGCAAGCGGCAGAAGAUCUUCCCCGGGCUGGCACGUCCCUCCCGGCGAGCCGACCAUGCGGCCAAGGGUCUGUCGACGCUACCCACCACCUUCAAUCCGAUUCUACUGCACAUAUUCCCCUCUCAGCGCACGAUGCAUUCAUGUCUCAACUUCUGCUCUACUGCACCAUGUCACCGUGUGUCCUUGACGUGGCUCCUACAGGCUUCAUUCGUCCUACCAAGACCGCGUCGCAUACACCUAGGCAUCUGAACAGAAAAUGACUGCCAGUGUUACCCCUGCAUGUAUGCUAAAAAUCUUCCGAUCAAUUACGCGACGUGACGAUUUUCAGGUCCGAUAUCCAUAGCUUGCAAGCUCUAGAACAGUGCCCUCAUCUGGUUGGUUACAUGAACCUUAGUGUUGAUACUACUCGUGCCAGUGUCGACAGCAGCCACUUCCAUGCAUCGGCGCCCUUGUACCGUUAUCUGCCGACUCACGGAUGACUCGGUGAGACACACGUCCUGCUCCAAUAGCCCCUAGGUUCGAGCGAUCCUGCGGGGAGAAAUUCCACUCUGAGCGCGUUGCGCCGCGCUAAGUAUCAGCUCAAUCCCUUUAGCACCCAUCUUUUUUGGCGUUUUUGCGACUUGCCGUCAUCGAAUGCUUUUGCAUCUUCAUAUGAACCCGCCCAGCUACCGCUCUACGCCUCAACCACCGAAUAUCUCAAUCCAUUGCCAAUUUCCUUCCCGCGUCCGGAGCAGCCUGAGUGGCUGAUCUGCACUCAUGCCCUUAUUAAACAAGAUCAAAAGACGUUCGGGCGGUGGCCACGGGAUUUUCUCAUCAUCCCACAUCACUGCCGUUUCCGAGCCUACUCAUCUAAUAAAGAUUUCCGGAAUGGGCCACAUACAAGCUCCAGACAAUAUCCCAAGAUCCAAUCGAGGAGGCAAUCAGGACAUUGGUCACGAGCCACUCUUUGAUCCUCUUCAACAGAUGCAUCAAGUACCAGACGAUGACCCACAAAUACGGAAACUCACCUCUUUCUCACAGCUAGCCUCUGCAGAUAGAACUUCCAAGAACGAGCCUCUUGGAAGUCACCCUACCCAACCUGUAUCUUAUGCAGAGGAGGAGACCGCACCCUCACCUCCAGAUUUCACUAGGCGUGGCAUCCAUAUACCCACAAGAACCAGCAGCAGUCCAGCCGUUAAAAAACAAUUUCUGCGUCCCACCAGUGAAAGGUCACGAUCCAGGGUAGGGAGAUCGGAAUCUGGCUCACAUCAUGCGCAAAGUAUCGCAAGCGACACCGAUUCCGUCAAGUCCUACGAAACAAAAGCCUCGUCAACUGGAACUGCAGCACUCAUUCCACUGCAGUACAACCAAACCGCGGAACCAGUUGAUCGCAUGUCCCCUCUACUCGAAGAUGACCCCAGAUCCUUCGACUUAAUCGCAUCUGCGCCCAGCGACUCUGACAGGGGACCGAGAUUCAACCUCGAAACCCAGUCUCAGCUCUUAUUCUCCAAGGAACAUCUCCAGGCCAUUUUCGACCACCCUGCUUCGUUGUUACGCUUUACUACGUUCCUGAACGCGGCCCGGCCACGGUCAGUGCCGAUUCUGGUAUACUACCUCGACGCACUGAAAGCGUUACGCGCCGUCAACUACGCCAAUGCUAUUGCCGAAGCCUUGGAUCCCAUUGAAGGAUUGGAAUUCACGACAACUUCCGCUCGUCCGACGGUCAAUGCGAUUCUGGAAGACAAAGCGAAGCAGGCGUUUGAUGUCCUGGUUCGCGAGGACUUGCCCGCCUUCAUCUCGCACGUCUUCGUGCAAGUUGUGAGUGUCAGUAUUCAGAAGCGCGUUACCGGUAGCCUGCCGCCUAUGCUGCGUGAAGCGAGCGAAGGGUUGGCAGAGGUGUUUUGUCUAACUGAUCCUUCGAGGACGGAUAACCCUAUUAUUUUUGCUUCGGAAGAAUUUCACCGCACAACGCAAUACGGGGUGGGUUACGCCAUCGGGCGCAACUGCAGAUUUCUCCAGGGUCCUUGGACCAGUAAAAGCAGCGUGGAGAGAUUGAAAAGAUCUGUCGUCGAGGGCAGGGAGAUCAAUGAAGUCCUGCUCAACUAUCGCCGCGACGGCUCCCCCUUUAUGAACCUACUCAUGAUGGCACCACUCAUUGACUCCCGCGGCAACACCCGCUACUACAUCGGCGCGCAAAUCGACGUAUCUGGUCUCGUAAAAGACAGCACGGAUCUCGAGGCACUCCAACGACUCAUCGCCAUCAAGGAAGGCCGCGAGGCUCCCAACCCUCCUAAAGACGAGCUCCAGGAUCUCAGCGAGAUGUUGAACAAUGCCGAGUUGGAGACGGUGAGGAGGCAUGGCGGUAGUAUGCAUCAUCCGCAUUUGGAAGAGCAGGACGAUGGAAUGAGUUCGAGAGAACAUCGUCCGAGAGUUUUGAUCAAGGGGAUGACUGAGUAUGAGGAUCUCGAGAGGGGGCCGGAUGGUGCUCAUUUGAGGGCGGAAGGGAGAUUGGCUGGGGUGUAUAAAAACUAUCUCAUUAUUCGCCCGGCGCCAUCCCUCCGCAUCCUCUUCGUUUCUCCUCCUCUUCGUAUCCCCGGCAUCCUUCAAUCGCGCUUCCUCGACCGGAUCGGCGGCUCUGACCGCGUGCGCGAUUCGCUUUCUGAAGCCCUGGCUGAUGGCACGAGAGGUGUAACAGCAAAGGUACGCUGGUUGUCAUCGGCAUCGGCCACCGUCGAUCCAGAGCGCCCCGAAGGCCGACCGCGUUGGAUCCACUGCACGCCCUUACUCGGAUCCUCGGGCGCUGUGGGCGUGUGGAUGGUUGUGCUCGUUGACGACGACAAAGCCAGUUCUACGCCGAGGCGGUUCAGACAAGCACCUCCCGUUGCGGACACCCGACGGUCACAACAGCACCAGCACCAGCCCCAGCCCCAGCAGCGCGGCAGACGUCACGACUCGAGCCAUCUCGAGAGUAAUCACGAUUUCGACUCUCUACGUGCAGGCUCACGGAACGGAUCUAAACAUCCCUCGCGGCACAAUUCCCCGGGUGGCGGUGGACGGUCCAGAUCGGGCCUGAGAGAAGGAUUGCUGCAGCAGCAAGUGCAGCAACAGCGACAGAGAUCAUUUAGUCCCGCUCUGCAAAAGAGCGACAGGACGGCAGAACCAAAUCCCCCGACUGAUAGCGGGUGCGACGAAGACGAUCCAAGAAGCAUGCGGUGUUCUACUAUCGUGGAAGGUAGUGCCGACGAUACCGAUAAUAACGCGCCGCCGAGCGAGAUUGUAAGGACGACGGAGAUUGUAGUCGAGAAGACUCGUGACAGUCACGAUAGCAGCGGCGAAUCCGGUGAGACGGGGGAUUUCGAAAGCCCUGUAACUGCGAUGGCGACAGCAGCGGUGGUUGCAAGGCCAGAGCCUGUGGAAGUGCCAGUACAGAAUGAGGGCGAACUUGCCCAGUCGUCGGCAGCGACGUCGGCUUUGACGCUCGAGGUGUUGAAGGAUGUACGCGACUUCAGGAAGUUUUUGGGUCGUUGA
Molecule: messenger RNA, 3888 nt
Organism: Periconia digitata
Lineage: Eukaryota; Fungi; Ascomycota; Dothideomycetes; Pleosporales; Periconiaceae
Source: the annotation of a GenBank genome assembly